UUACUGUACUCCUCCGCUUCACGACAUUUCACGACCCGUUGUUACAUGAACGAUUCCUAAACGAUCCCUUGCCGCCACCAUGCCUGGCUGCAACCCUCUUCUGGUCCUCUCCCUGCUUGGCCUCGUGCUCGAUCUUGUCUCGGCCUACUCGCCUCUCCCGAGGUGGGGACAGGCCGCGGCGCUGGUGAACGAUGUGCUGUUCAUACACGGCGGCAAGACGGACGAGUACAACGCAUACGGAUACCACUCCGCGCAGAACAACAACGACCUACUGUUCCUGUCAUUAUCGUCCCCGUUCGACCCGAGCGAUCCGCCGUGGGACUACGUCGGCGGAUCCUCCAACUCGUGCACCACCCAGGGCCCCGCCGUCGCCUUCCACUCCCUCUCCGCCUUCCUCACCACCGAGCUCCUCCUCUUCGGCGGCGACCCCGGGCCCAACUCCCAGUCCCUGCCUGAGUCGUCCGACAGCGCCGCGCUCGCCGAAAUCAUGAACCGACUCCAGCCGUCGUUCAUGUGCGAAGACGCGUCGUGGGCCGGAGAGCCGCUCCGGCGAAUAUACCAUCGCACGGCUACCGUCGACGGCGUGGUGUACAUCUUUGGUGGAUUAAAAGUGGACGGCGCGAGCGCUCUGAGCGAUGACUGGCUCUACGAUCCCUCCGGACCCGACUUCCAUCAGCUGCCUACGGACAACUCCCCUGGCACCAUAUACGGCCACGCAUCCGUCGUUCUCGAGGACGGCAGGAUACUUAUCUUCGGAGGCUACAGCGGCUCUUCCCUCUUUCCCCUGUCUGACAUCUGGGUCCUCGAUACCACCCAGUCGACGCUGUCCUGGUCAACGUUGUCCGUCGACACGUCCGUGCUGCCCAACCCGAGGCGUAACUUUGCGUACGCCUACAUCGGAAGCGGUAAGAUCCUCAUACAAGGCGGCGGUGACGGCACGCUGCAGAACCUCAUGAGCGACGGUUGGAUGCUCGAUGUCAGCAAGUCGCCGGCGGUUUGGACCCAGGUCGACGCGCUAUCCUCGGUCGGCCAACGCAUCGAUCAUUUCGCGGCGUACUACGGAUCGAGCGUCGUCUUCGGCUUCGGAUUUGGCACCUCCGGCCCCGCUCCCGCCGACCUGCAAGUCUACGACGUCGGCAGCGGCUCUAUGACUUCCUCCUGGCAACCGCCCGCAACGCCAAGCUACAUGACCACUCUCCCUUACUCGCAGACCAUCGUCACCGGCGGCACACCCACCGGCACUACCACCGGCCCUUACGGAUCCACGAUUACCGGCGUCACAAGAACGGGAUCCGGGUCCGGGACGGCGUCCGAGACCGCGACGAAGACGACGAGCAAGAAAGGAGGACAUCAUACGGCUACCCAGUCCGGCGAUCCAUCAGCCACCUCCGGAUCAGAUGGCGGCGACGGCGGAGGUGGUGACGAUUCUGGUACCUCAUCCGCCUCUCAUAAGCUCGCGCUCGGUCUCGGCCUCGCGUUUGGCGUGCUAGGUCUCCUCGCGGGUUUGGCCACCGUCGGCUUCUGCCUCCGACGCCGCCGUGUCCGCGCGCACCGGUUCCACCUUAUCGGCGGCGGCGGCGGCGCUCCACGCCUUGGCGGCAGCGAAGACGGCGACCUUGACGAAGAAUCACCGCAUGCGGACGGCGGCGCUGCUGCAGUACGCUCCCUUGCACGCGGAGGGCCACCGACCAACACCCUCGGGCGCGUCGCUGCGGCUCUCGGCCUAUCUUCGAUCCUCGGCGCCGGUAUCGGCGCAACACAGGCAAGGGAGCGACGAGAUAUGCUCGCGAACGAGGACGCACGCUCGUUCGACUACUAUCACGGCACGGACGGAUGGUACUACGACGAGUCGGGCGCGCGGGUGCGGCGUCAGGGCAGCUCGAGCACGACGUCCUCCGGCCGGCGAGUGCCCUCGCAGAGGCCGACAUUCGGCAACAUCAUGCAAGGCAGUUGGGCGUCGUUACGAUCUGUCGGCGCGAUGAUCGCCGGAGGGACGGCGGUGGCGACGAGCACGCGGAGGCAGGGAAGCGGGAGCUCGCGGUCGGUCGCGUGGCGGGAGAAAGAUCCGGGCAUGCUCUACGGCGGGUACGACCCGUUCGGCGACGAGGAGGCGCUCAUGGCGGCCAGUUCGCGGCGGGGGCAUGCGCCGAGCCUCAGCCUGAGCGAGAAGAUGCCGCUCCCGAUCGGCGCCGCUCGGCCACAGCGCCCGCGCGCGGGCAGGCAGGCGACGCAGAGCUCGACGUGGUCGUACAACGACCCGUUCGCUGACCCGGGCGAGCGCGACGACGAGGAGGAUCUAACAGAGUAUCUCGACGAGCCGUACGGCGCGCUCCCGAAAGAGGAGAAACCAGCGAUACGCGCGGUGAUGCCCGGCGGGAUGAUGCCCGGCGGCGUUUCGGUCGAUGUCCUCUCGCCCGUGUCGGAGCGGCCGUCCGUGGAUACCUCGUCCGGUAGCGGCGCGUUCGCCCGUUCUGCAGCGCUCUCCGAAGCACACGCAAGCCUAUCCGAUCCGUCGUCGUCGACGCUGGACUUUGCUCACCGCGCGUCCCGCGAGUCGCCGCUCCUAUCCGGCCUGUCGCACGAGAGCUCGCGUUCACCGCAGGUUAGGCCGACGUCUAUCCUUGACGCCAACCCAAGCCCGAACGCGCCCUCGGCGCGGAUGCGCCGGUCGGGCAGCUGGUGGAGCCGCUUCGCACCCGGGUCGAUCCUCGAGCGCCGCCGGUCGGGCUCUGCCGCGUCCGAGUCGGGCUCCUCGCGUCCCGCGCUCGAGUUCCGCGAUCCCAACCCGCCCCCGCGCCUCAUCCCCAUCAAGGAGUCCUCCGGUUCCCAGCAUUCGCCCCAAUCCUCCCACCACCGCAGCGACUCUGCCGCAUCCUCCACCAACGAACAGCAUCAGCCCCAUCACCACCACGGAUACGCGUACCCGCAGCACGGCAAGUCGGCGAGCUCGCUGCAGACGGCGCACACGGCCGACUCGGAGGCGAUCGAGCGUAUGGGCGGCACGAUGGACGUCGUCAAGCGCGACAGCUCAUCGCACGUGACGACCCCGAGCACGGCGAGCAGCGCCGAGUCGGCGCGCACGCCGUGGCGCCGCGACGCCCGCCCGACGCUCGCGCUCUCCGUCGUCGAGUCUGCCGACGGCAGCGGUAGCGGGACGGAGCGCGGCGCUCCGACGAUCGACUCCCCCGCCGAGAUGACCGCAGAUGAGCGCAGCCUAGGCGGCCACAGCGGCGAGUCCGAGGCGAGCUCGAGCUCGACUGCGUCAGGACAACGGCCGAACCCGCCGCGCCGCGCAUCGGCCGUCGCCGAACGUGUGCGUGCGUACGAGCGGCGGAUGUCGCUGGAGCAAGCACCGACGAGCCCGCCGCCGCCGGAAGAGCGCAGUACUCGGCAGCGCGAGGUGCGCUCGCCGAAACGAACCAGCAGGGGCGGCGGGCUCUACGGUCUCGCCCCGAAGGCUCCCCUCUACGUUGCGAACCCGUCUCCAAAUCACUCUUCCGAUAACUUGACGCGGUGAAGAUACGAUUCUGUGUAAUGUGGUCGCGCCCUUCACCUUAUUGGCCUUGCAUUGUUGGACUUGUUAUUUUGGUUCUGUUGUUCUACGACGCGACGUUCACGAUAUGACGGACUCGGGAUUUGACGACUGUAUGAUGAUGCUUUAAUGUACGACUUUGCUUUGUUUCCUGUAGUAGACGGUGCUAAAACUGUAUCCUUUGGUGUACUGCGUAUCGUUGUGACACCUUUGAUCUGAC
This is a messenger RNA of Punctularia strigosozonata HHB-11173 SS5, 3752 nucleotides long. RefSeq lists its product as uncharacterized. Lineage: Eukaryota; Fungi; Basidiomycota; Agaricomycetes; Corticiales; Punctulariaceae. Gene Ontology annotation, cellular component: cell cortex of cell tip. The record is from RefSeq and is a predicted model, not a curated record. The transcript is spliced from 4 exons. Gene Ontology annotation, molecular function: protein binding. The coding region runs from base 80 to 3517 and encodes 1145 amino acids.